This is a messenger RNA of Blepharisma stoltei, 568 nucleotides long. The record is from the annotation of a GenBank genome assembly. NCBI's taxonomy places the organism in Eukaryota, Ciliophora, Heterotrichea, Heterotrichida, Blepharismidae.
AUGAAGCGAACCAAAGAAAAUUGGAUUGAAGGGCAUCCACAGGAUCGCAACGGUAUUUCUGGCUGCCGUAUAUUCGAUGGGGAAGAUUUGCAUUAUCAAGAAAGGAAAAGAGCCCAGCAAGAAACCCAAAAGAAGUGGAUCGAAGAACAAAAGAGAGAAAACGAAGAAAAAAAGCGAAGAGAGGAGGAGGAAGAAAGACAAUAUGCUUUUCAAACUCAGCAGGCAAACAGAAUGAGAGGACUUCUUGAAGAUUUUUUAAAAAUAAAAAUAUUUUCUAUAUCUUUAUCUUAAAAAUGAUAGAUUUACUAUAUAUUUUAGCCAAAUAUAUUAGAUUUUAGUAUAUAAUAAAAUAUUUUUAAAAAAAAAAUAAAAAAUUCUUGAAGAUGAUUUAGAAAGUAAAAAAAGAAUGAUGCAGUCCUCCACUAGAGAUGCCAAUCUCCAAUUAAGCCGUGAAAAGAAAGAAAAAGAACGCUACGAAAACUCGCUUAAACUGAGAGAAGAAAAUCAAGAUUUAUUAGAACAGAAAACAAUAAGGCAGGUCCCUCCAUAUGAAAACCCACUUGAAUAG